Molecule: messenger RNA, 1493 nt
Organism: Lactuca virosa
Lineage: Eukaryota; Viridiplantae; Streptophyta; Magnoliopsida; Asterales; Asteraceae
Source: the annotation of a GenBank genome assembly
CUCUUUUGAUGCAUUGUGCUUGUUAUAACCAUCCUGAUCAUUUGCCAACAAUGGUUCAUCAUGCUCUUGAACACGAGGAGUUAUUCUCACGAAGAUGCAUACUGGUCAACGGACCAGUUAUAGUAGGGGCUGGACCUUCUGGUCUUGCAGUUUGUGCAGGGCUUAAGCAACAAGGGGUGCCCUUUGUGAUCCUUGAUCGUGCCAACUGCAUUGCGUCUCUUUGGCAAAACAAGACUUAUGAUCGUCUAAAACUCCAUCUCCCAAAGCAAUUCUGCCAACUACCUUACUACCCCUUCCCACCAAAUUUCCCAGAAUACCCUUCGAAAUAUCAGUUUAUCAAGUACCUUGAAUCUUAUGCCAAGAAGUUUGAGAUUAACCCGAGGUUCAAUGAGUCAGUACAGUUGGCCAAGUAUGAUGAGACUUGUGGGCUAUGGCGUGUUAAGACUGUGACAGGUGACUGUGAGAUGGAGUAUAUCUGUAGGUGGCUUGUGGUGGCGACAGGGGAGAAUGCUGAGAAAGUGGUGCCGGAGUUUGAAGGGUUGGAUGAGUUUGAUGGCACAGUUAUGCAUGCUUGUGAUUAUAGGUCCGGUGAGGUUUUUGAAGGAAAGCGAGUCUUGGUGGUUGGCUGUGGGAACUCCGGUAUGGAAGUCUCUCUUGAUCUCUGCCACCAUAAUGCUUUUCCAUCCAUGGUGGUUCGAAGCUCGGUUCAUAUACUGCCGAGGGAAAUUGCUGGGAAAUCCACUUUCGAAUUGGCAACUUCAUUGAUGAAGUGGCUACCAUUAAAGGUGGUUGACAAGAUACUUCUGGUUCUUGCAAGUUAUACUCUUGGGAACUUGAAAAAUUAUGGUAUAAAUCGGCCAUCAAAAGGUCCAUUAGAGCUCAAAAACAUCAAAGGAAAAACCCCUGUUCUGGAUAUUGGUGCACUACGAAAGAUCAAAUCUGGAAAGAUUAAAAUAGUUCCAGGAAUCAAGAAAUUUUCACAGGGUCGUGUAGAGUUGGUCAAUGGAGCAAAUCUUGAAAUAGAUUCAGUGAUUUUGGCAACUGGGUAUCGCAGCAAUGUUCCUUCAUGGUUAAAGGAAAAUGACUUGUUUUCGAAAGAAGGGAUGCCGAUGACACCAUUUCCAGAGGGGUGGAAAGGGAAAGCGGGUGUGUAUGCAGUUGGCUUUACAGGACGAGGUCUGUUGGGUGCAUCUCUUGAUGCCAUAAGAGUUGCACAAGACAUUGGCAAGACUUGGAAUCAAGAAACCAAGCACACCAAUCAUUAUGUUACAGUGUCUUGUGAACGAAGAUGCAACAAAUAGAAAACAUAUAAUAAAACUAUUGUCCUUUAAAUUUUGUAUUGUUUUUGCCUUCUUAAGUUUUGUAAGUUGACAGAUAAAAAGAUAGAAAAAAAAAAAGUACAAGAAAAAAAAGAUAGCCCUCUCCGGAUUCAGUCUAGGCUACGACGUUGUGUACAAAACGGGAAGACGAGGCUUUUUCCUUUUUAUGUUUUU